GCCUGCAGGCAGCCAGGAGCCAGCCAUCCUCUACCUUUGUGUUCCCAUGGCAUUGCCAUUGCACGCCCUGUUGGUUUCAUUGCUGCUGCUAAUUAUUACAGUGUCGGAUGAUGCCCAUGCGGCUGUUGUACGACAUGGGCAUCAUCGUUGGCACAAGCGGCAUGCAGUACGAGGACGAGGGAGACACAUUAAUUUGCGGAAGCACCAUAGGCCCAAGUUCAAGCCUGGCCCGUGGCAGCACGCUCGUGCAACCUUCUACGAAGGCGGCUCGGGAUCAUUUGGGGGAGCUUGUGGCUACGAAGACGUGGUAAACCAAGGGUAUGGCAUGGACACAGCAGCAAUAAGCUCAGUGUUGUUCAACAACGGGCAGAGUUGCGGUGCCUGCUACGAAAUCAAAUGUGUGAAUGACCCUCAAUGGUGCAAGUCAGGGCAGCCAUCUCUCUUUGUUACCGCCACCAACCACUGCCCUCCAAACUACAAUCUAGCUGGUGACAAUGGGGGAUGGUGUAACCCACCCAACCCCCAUUUCGAUAUUGCACAGCCUGUGUUCGCCAAAAUUGCCGAGUACAAGGCUGGCGUUGUUCCAGUCCAAUACCGCAGGGUUCCAUGCUACAAGAAAGGAGGAAUUCGAUUCACCAUAACAGGGAAUCCUUAUUUCAACCUAGUGGCAGUAUGGAAUGUUGGGGGAGCUGGAGAUGUGAUAGGCUUGCAAGUGAAGGGUCAUCGGAAGCUGAAAUGGACAGCAAUGAAGCGAAACUGGGGUCAGAAGUGGGAAACCAAUGCAAUGAUGGCAGGGGAGUCGUUGACCUUCAGGGUUAGAGCAAGUGAUGGGAGAUACUCAACCUCAUGGCACAUUGCCCCCAAGAAUUGGCAAUUUGGUCAGACUUUCGAGGGCAAGAACUUCAAGUAGAAUACGUUAAAGCUCAUCAUCAGCAGUUUUUCUUGUUUGAUCACUUCUCCUUCUUGCUUGCUUAAAGUUUGCUGCGUCAACUCUUAAUUAAAUGAUUAAAUUUAUUUUUAUCUAUUUGUUUAAA
This is a messenger RNA of Corylus avellana, 1034 nucleotides long. Its product is annotated as expansin-A4-like. Gene Ontology annotation, cellular component: extracellular region. NCBI's taxonomy places the organism in Eukaryota, Viridiplantae, Streptophyta, Magnoliopsida, Fagales, Betulaceae. Gene Ontology annotation, biological process: plant-type cell wall organization. The record is from RefSeq and is a predicted model, not a curated record.